Messenger RNA from Anguilla anguilla (European eel), 2187 nucleotides. RefSeq lists its product as uncharacterized. NCBI's taxonomy places the organism in Eukaryota, Metazoa, Chordata, Actinopteri, Anguilliformes, Anguillidae. Gene Ontology annotation, biological process: negative regulation of MAPK cascade; protein dephosphorylation. The transcript is spliced from 6 exons. Gene Ontology annotation, cellular component: cytoplasm. Gene Ontology annotation, molecular function: MAP kinase tyrosine/serine/threonine phosphatase activity; protein tyrosine/threonine phosphatase activity. The record is from RefSeq and is a predicted model, not a curated record. Bases 694 to 1791 code for a protein of 365 amino acids.
UUUUCCGAGCAGCAGGCCCUGCUCGCUGGCUGUCAAAACAGCUAACCGCUUUGAUCCUUUCAACGGCGUCACCCACACGCGCCAGGUCUCUCACGAGAAGCCUGCUGCCGGUGACCUCGCGUUGCAGUCACGAUUCACACUACCCUUGCCGCCCCGCCCCACACUUCCCGUCAUUCCUCAUCAGUGUAUUUGAUUAACAUCAAAUGAUGUCCUGGCAGUUGCUGACAUCAUUUGAUGUUGCUGAGGUUUUGUUAAAGGACAUUCAGAUCCUUGUAGGGACGUGUUUAGUCGUGACAUCAGAAUGUGCACAUAUUACCAAGAUAGGCUACCUGUUGAGGCUGUCCAGUUGGAGCACGCCGUUGACCAGGCAAAUACCGGGGUUGCCCUCGGCAGUUCCUCAGUUCCCAAAAGAGCGAGCGGUGUAGCCUACCUGGGACGCCAAAUGGACUGAUGAAGCAUGAGACAACGCGGAACACGGCCCGCGAUUAUUCACAAAUACCCAAAGAUGGGCAGAAAAUGGAAUCCGUGGGAAAAUGGAGAAAUAUUCUAUAGCACAUACGUUGGAUAAGAAGUUGAGUCCCAUGAAGAACGACAGGACAGGAAUGAUUGGAAAACAUCUUCAAGGCACCUUCAAGUUUCACGAUUAUUUACGAUCGGCGUUUCCUUCAGAAUGUGCUGCAGCUGUGUGCUGACAUGGAACCCUGUACAGAAGACAAUGAACAGACACAGUUAAACGAAGGUUCCUGUCCAGACCUGAUGAUGAGUAGGAACGAGCAGCUGGAAGCCCGGCGGGUCGCCAUGGCGCUGACCCCCCAGCUCCCCCCCCGGAUGCACCGGCCCCUCUGCCUGUCCAUCUCCUCCGACAGCAACGGCCGCUUCAAAGCCCUGGAGACGCAGGAGUGGAAGAACAACCUGAAAGCUCAGAUGGAGCAGGCCCACAGCGCCGGGGCAGCCAGCAGCACCGGGUCCCUGGAGCGCGCCUCCCUCUUCUGCGCCUCCGUCGGCUCCACCCCCGCCUCCAGCUCGGGGGGCCUCCCCAGCCCCGUGGAGCCCCUCACCAAGAGCCGCUCCUCCAGCCGCUUCGCCCUCUUCUCGCCCCCCUGGAACAGCAGCUCCGAGUCCGACUCCAACCCGCCGUCCCGCUCCGGCUCCAAGAAGCUGCGCAAGUACACCCGCCGGGGCGGGGCCGGGGGCGGGGCCUCCGCCAAGGGGGAGGAGCCUCCGGACGCCAAGCCGGCGCCGCAGGCCGAGCACUUCCACUACGCGGAGCCCUUCAUCUCCAAGGUGACGGACUACAUCUACGUGGGCAACCUGAACGCGGCGUACAGCGGGCGCACGCUGUGCCGCAACAACAUCGACAGCAUCGUGGACAUGAGCAGCCUGCCGGGCGAGAGCGGCCUGCGGCUGAUCCCCUGCACCUGCUCGCGCGGCGCCCGCCACACCUGGUCCCGCCUGAAGGUGGACAUCGGCGACCUGUCGGACUCCGGGCAGCGCUGCUUCCAGGACAUCAACGAGUGCAUCGACGCGUCGGCGGGCAAGCGGAAGCGCGUGCUGGUGCACUGCCGCGACGGCCACUCGCUGGCGCCCACCUGCGUCAUCCAGUACCUGAUGGUGCGGCAGAACAUGCGGCUGCUGGCGGCCUACGAGCUGCUGCGCUCCCGCUACCCGCUCAACAUCGAGGAGGGCCACCAGGACGUGCUGGUCGGCCUGGAGAGGGCGCUGCGGCCCGGCGCCGACGUGGACCCCGAGUGCUUCAAGGUGGCCAUCUCCCGCAGGGUGGCCUGGACCUAGUCCUUACACAAACCCCCACCUCUCCCCCUUACUGUAGCCCCCUGGGCCCACGGUGUGCAGUGCUCUCAUUUUAGUUUUUUUUUUCCACCAGGAAAAACUGGAGGCUUGCUGUAUUUUUAUUUUGUUUUUUUUUUUUAAGUUCUUGUCGAGUACAUGCUUGCAGGUUUGUCUCCGGUCCUGGAGGGCUGUGGUGGCUGAUUUCUGUUCUCAGUGUGUUUCGGUGCAGCGGUGUCUGCUUGUUACUGUCCACUGCAAACACUUGGUCUUCAGGGCAGAAAUUGGCUGCUGGAAACCUCCAGGACUGGAGCUAAACCUGCAGGCACAGCGCCCCCUCCAGGACUGGAGUUAAACCUGCAGACACUGCGGCCCUCCAGGACUGGAGUUAAACCUGCAGGC